This is a messenger RNA of Suricata suricatta (meerkat), 1107 nucleotides long. RefSeq names its product Wnt family member 8B (gene WNT8B). NCBI's taxonomy places the organism in Eukaryota, Metazoa, Chordata, Mammalia, Carnivora, Herpestidae. The transcript has 6 exons. Gene Ontology annotation, biological process: multicellular organism development; neuron differentiation; cell fate commitment. Gene Ontology annotation, cellular component: extracellular region. Gene Ontology annotation, molecular function: cytokine activity; frizzled binding. The coding region runs from base 1 to 1107 and encodes 368 amino acids. The record is from RefSeq and is a predicted model, not a curated record.
AUGGAUAUCUGGGUAAAAAGCGUUCUAGGUGGAAAGAACAGCAAGUGCAGCAGCUUAGAGGCUGGAGAGUUCCUGGCGUGUUGGAGGAACAACAAAGAAAUCAGUGUGGCUAGAGUAGAGUCAGUGAACAAUUUUCUGAUGACUGGUCCAAAGGCUUACCUGAUCUAUUCCAGCAGCGUGGCAGCUGGUGCCCAGAGUGGUAUUGAAGAAUGCAAGUAUCAGUUUGCCUGGGACCGAUGGAACUGCCCUGAGAGAGCCCUGCAGCUGUCCAGCCAUGGCGGCCUUCGCAGUGCUAAUCGGGAGACAGCGUUUGUACAUGCCAUCAGCUCUGCUGGGGUCAUGUACACUCUGACUAGAAACUGCAGCCUCGGGGAUUUUGACAACUGUGGCUGUGAUGACUCCCGCAAUGGCCAGCUGGGGGGCCAAGGCUGGCUGUGGGGAGGCUGCAGUGACAACGUGGGCUUUGGAGAGGCCAUAUCGAAGCAGUUCGUCGAUGCCCUAGAGACAGGACAGGAUGCCCGGGCCGCCAUGAACCUGCACAACAACGAGGCGGGCCGCAAGGCGGUGAAGGGCACCAUGAAACGCACGUGUAAGUGCCACGGCGUGUCUGGCAGCUGCACCACGCAGACCUGCUGGCUGCAGCUGCCCGAAUUCCGCGAGGUGGGCGCACACCUGAAGGAGAAGUACCACGCGGCGCUCAAGGUGGACCUGCUGCAGGGCGCUGGCAACAGUGCGGCCGGCCGCGGCGCCAUUGCCGACACUUUCCGCUCCAUCUCCACGCGGGAGCUGGUGCACCUGGAGGACUCGCCGGACUACUGCCUGGAGAACAAGACGCUAGGACUGCUGGGCACCGAAGGCCGAGAGUGCCUGCGGCGGGGGCGGGCCCUGGGCCGCUGGGAGCGCCGCAGCUGCCGCCGGCUCUGCGGAGACUGCGGACUGGCGGUGGAGGAGCGCCGUGCCGAGACCGUGUCCAGCUGCAACUGCAAGUUCCACUGGUGCUGCGCCGUGCGCUGCGAGCAGUGCCGCCGGCGGGUUACCAAGUACUUCUGCAGCCGCGCCGAGCGGCCGCGGGGGGGCGCGGCGCACAAACCCGGGAGAAAGCCCUGA